Molecule: messenger RNA, 1420 nt
Organism: Aplosporella prunicola CBS 121167
Lineage: Eukaryota; Fungi; Ascomycota; Dothideomycetes; Botryosphaeriales; Aplosporellaceae
Exons: 2
Coding region: 76-1296 (406 amino acids)
Molecular function (GO): hydrolase activity
Source: RefSeq, a predicted model, not a curated record
GAAGCAGCAGCAGGGGACGUCGUCGUCAUCGUCAUCACCAGCACACACAGCACACCUUAAUUUUUUUUUAACCGCAUGCCACCACUGCCACCCCAGUUGCUCCACCGCCUGGGGGCCAAGCGCGUCCUGCGUCAUGGCCCGAGGUUCUCAACCAUCUCGACGCCGCGGCUCGACACUGUGACCGUGCCUGCCCGAUCCAAUGGCCUGGUGCAACUGAGCAUCCUUCAGGCUCCAGCACCACGCUCGCCUUCUCCUCUGCUGCUCUACCUGCCCGCCGGUCCUCUCUUCCCUCCUGUUGGCCUGCCACCACCGCAUCACGAGAACGAUGUUGCCGCCGCCCUGUCCGCCUCUGCCAAUGCCACCGUAGUGUGCGUCCACUAUCGCCUGGACAACGACCAACACCAGUACCCCACGCCGAUCCACGAUGUCUUGACCGCGUACGACUGGGUUCUGGAAAACUUUGCGCCCACCUUGGCUGCGCGGCCACGGCUGCGAUCGCUGCAGCUCGGCGUGUGCGGCGAGCUGGUGGGCGGCGGUCUAGCAACGAUGCUGGCCCUGACCGAAUGCCGCAUGGGAAAGAACCGCGUCGCCGCCGCGGCCGUGAACAACCCCAUUGUGAACUGGAUCUUCCCCACGGACCUGCUGGACGCGGCCGAGUACACCAGCCGGCUCGGCGACGUGGAGCUCUUCGCCAACGACGAACAUGUCGACGCCGACGUGCAGGCCGGAGAUGUCGCGCUCGCCAAGACGUCCUGGGGCAAGUACCGCGACAACCCCGCGCUACCGGUAGCGGCGCUCACCCGCGCGCGCAAGGCCUUCUUCAGCACCCCAGACGGGUACUUUGACCGGUUCGCGUCGCCGAUCCACUUCUUCCGCACGCCAGAGAUCGGCGAGGUGAUUCGGCAGGGGUACGACGAGGACGACGACCUCGCCGGCUUCGAGAUGCCCCGCCUAGGCGCCGAGUCACCCACCAGCUUCCGCGAGCCUGGCGCCCCGGUCUUCGAGAAGCGCAGGCGCGCACGCCGCCUCUUCCCCCCCACGGGCGGAGGUCUGCGCUUGCCUCCUAUGCGCGUCAGCGUGGGCGCGCACGCCAUCCUGCACGACCAGGGCCAGGAGCUGGUGAAGCUGAUGCGGCGCAGCAUCUCGCGCGACGAGAAGAGCGACAUCGAAGCCGAGCUCCGCGUGCGCUUCGCACCGAAGGCCGGGGCGGGGCUGUGGACGGGGCCGGCGCGCGCGUCUAAUUGGCGCAUGGAGGUCGAGGCGCUGGGGCGCUGGUUCCGCAGCACGCUCGCUUGAUGGGAUGAUGUGCGCCGUUGACGCGAGCGCGCCGUAACGCCAACUAACUACCCUAACCGCACCCGUCUUUUUCUCGGUCGUGGUGAUGUUGGUUGCGCGGCCUGGCGGGCGUGCUUGCCGAGCG